Racocetra persica is the source of this 146-nucleotide messenger RNA. The record is from the annotation of a GenBank genome assembly. NCBI's taxonomy places the organism in Eukaryota, Fungi, Glomeromycota, Glomeromycetes, Diversisporales, Gigasporaceae.
CAAAUCUUAAAGACAAAUAUAAAAGAUUACAAAAGAAUUAUACUAUUCUUCACAAUGAUAAUGAAGCAUUGUUAGAAAAUAAUAGUGAUUAUUAUAUAGAACAUUGUCAUUUAUUAAUACAAGAAAAUGAUGUAUUAGUUAAACAA